Molecule: messenger RNA, 4456 nt
Organism: Oryza sativa Japonica Group (Japanese rice)
Lineage: Eukaryota; Viridiplantae; Streptophyta; Magnoliopsida; Poales; Poaceae
Source: RefSeq, a predicted model, not a curated record
GAGAAGCAUAUUUGUUGGAGAGGCAUAUUUGUUGGAGAGAUGUUGGUGAAGGUUGCAAAUGAUGGAUAAUCAGGGAGCAUUUCCCAACUCGAAUCGAAGAAAUUGGUCCUCAGGUGAUCUGGAGCACUGACCUACCUGAUCAAAAUCACAAAAUGUGGAUUGUUUGAAUUGGGUCUUCAGUUCUUCCUGCAAGGUUUUUUUUUGAGAGAGAGAGUUCCUGCAAGGUUCAGGAGGAGAGAGAAGGUGUAGAGAGAGAGGGGGAGAGAGAGAAGGGAACUGCAGUCUGCAUUGCAAUCCCCCACCCAACCCAACCCAUGAAAUGAAAUGAAUUCAAUGAACCCAUAUCGAUCGAUUGAUAUGUGCCUCCGCCUCCGCCGCUCUGCCUCCUCCUGGGCCGCCGCCGUCGCUGACCACGCUCGCUCCGGUCGCCACGACGCCGCGCUCACUGUCUUCCGCCGCGUUCUCGCCGUCCACCCGACCACCGCCGCCGCCGACGAGCUCGCCUGCUCCGCCCUCCUCCGCUGCUGCGAUGCCCGCUUGGCCUACCAGAUACACGCCCAGGCAUGCCGGCGCGGCUUGGUGGCCUCCAAUCCCGUCCUGGCCUGCUCCCUGCUCGCCUUCUACGCUGCCGCCGCCUCCUCUCCCACCGCCGCAAUACCGCCUGCCUGCAACCUGUUCGACGAAAUGGCACACAAGGAUGCCGUCUCCUACACAGCCAUGAUCUCUGCUCUCGUCCGCGCGGGCGCGGCCCACUGGAGGCAAGCUCUCGCGCUCUAUCCCUGCAUGCUCCAAGCCGGUGCGCCGCCCACUCAACACACCUUCGCCCAGCUACUCUCUGCCUGCGCCUCCGGCCGCCUGCACCACCAAGGCACUCAGCUUCAUGCUCAGCUCCUGCGCUGGGGAGCGGGUCUCAACCUGGUGCUCAAGACCGCGCUCCUCCAUAUGUACUGCAACUGCGGCAACAUGGGCUAUGCCCACACCGUGCUCCACUCCACGCCUCAAACCGACGUCGUGCUCUGGACCGCCAUCAUUACUGGCUACGCGCGGAGUGGAGACCUCCAGUCUGCUCUUCAGAUGUUCCGCUCCAUGACCCGUGCUGCAGUGCUGCCCAAUGCCUUCACCUACGCUGCCCUGAUCUCUGCUUGCUCCUCCUUCCGGGCACUGCAGCCUGGACGGCAGAUUCAUGCCCGCUUGUUCAAGUUUGGACUAGAGCAUGAUACCUCAGUCUGCAAUGCACUUGUGGACUUGUACAGCAAGUCCUCCAGCCGUUUACUCGACUUGUUGCACACUUUCCAUGCAGUCGACAAGCCGAAUGUCGUGUCCUGGACUGCCUUGAUCGCUGGACUUGCAUGCCAUGGCAGAGAUGAGGAGGCGUUUUUGGCAUUUUCUCAGAUGCGGCUUAGCGGGGUGCUUCCCAACUCGUUCACCGUCUCCACUCUUCUCAAAGGCAGUAGCUCCUCGCUAGCUUUCCUGCAUGCCAGGAAAAUCCAUGGCUACAUUCUCAAGACCAGCUUUGAAUCUUUGGAUGCAGCUGUUGGGAACUCCUUGGUUGAUGUUUAUGUUAGGUUUGCAAGGAUGGAUGAUGCAUGGGCAGUGGCGACCACAAUGGCCUUCAUAAGGGACAGGUUCACAUACACAAGCCUUGCUAGAGGGUUAAAUCAGAUGGGCCUUCAACAGAGGACCCUUGAAAUGUUUGUCCGGAUGUUCCAUGAGGAUGUUGAUAUCGAUGGUUUCAGCAUCGCUAGCUUCCUUUCGUCUGCUGCAAGCUUGGCAUCCAUAGAGACUGGGAAGCAGUUGCAUAGCUGCUCGGUGAAACUAGGAUUGAGUAGUGACAUUUCGGUCUCUAACAGUCUUAUUGACAUGUACAGCAAAUGCAAGUGUAUGGGGGAUGCUAGGAGCGUUUUCCAGUCAAUCAGCGAGCCAAAAGUUGUGUCCUGGAAUGCCUUGAUGUCUGCACUGGUAUCCAACGAGUAUUAUAAUGAAGCGUUGUCGGCUUUCGAAGACAUGACAUUGGUUGGAGCUAAGCCUGAUGGCAUCACUUUCUCACUAAUGCUUUUCGCUUGCAACCGCAGUGGCUUAGUUGACAUUGGCAUCAAAUACUUCAACUCUAUGGGCAAUUUGUUUGGUGUUCUCCCACAGAGGAGCCACUACACACUCUUUCUGGAUAUGUUAGGACGAUCAGGUCGUCUUACAGAGGCAGCGAGCACCAUUGAUGUUAUACCCAUCCAGCCAGACCUAGUUAAUGUGCAGGGCUCUAUUGGCAUCUUGAAAUCUCUGUAAGAAUCGAGUCAUAGGUGGAAAUAUUGCAAGGAACUUAGAUUGUGGCCAAUCAUUCAUCAAGGAUGGCAUCUGCGGUACUCCGGUGAUAGAAGAGUGUCGUCUGCAGGCCCCAAGAUCCACAAGGGUUAUUUCUUGGGCUUUCCCUUCUGGCAUCUUCAAGUUGAGCACAGGAGGCAGGAGAAUGGACAAGAUAAACUUCUGGCAACGACAUGACAUCAUCUGAAAAGUUCUGAUCCAUUGGUAGUCCCCAUACAGUCCCCUUUCUUGUUUGGCUACCUGUAAUUGUUUGUGCACAGAUAAGGUACGUAUAUAAUUUCUAUUUUCACAAUAUGGACUUUUCAGUCAUUCUAGUCUUUAAACAUACCAUUUGAUUAUUCUAUACAACAAAUGGAGCAUCAUAGUCAAUACUUUAGCCAAGUAUGUCCAAAAGUGGGUAUAGUAUGCAAGAAAAGGGACGAUGAAAGGCUUCACGAAGGACUUGUAAAGCCUCACAAAGGGCUGUAUUGCUUGUUCUGGAUUAUUUAAUAAACCUGCAUGUGCACUAACAUUUUUAGACUGCUUUUUAGCUACCAACAUUAUAAACUAAACAGUUGAUUCUAUGAAGCAUGUACCUUCAGCUAUAUUCGGGAAUGUGUCAAACAAGUUGGUAGCGAUAUUUAGUAUUUCCUGUAAGCAUUGGAAUAUUUCAUCAGUGAGAGUUAUACUUCUGAUUCAGUUGGACUGUAUGGUAAUAUAGACAAGAAACUCAUUAGCAUGCCUACCAGUGAAAACUUGCAUGGUUUCACUGGUGACUCUUGGAAGAUAUGAAUUUUCCUGCAUUGUGUUAGAAUACCAUCAGAGAUAACAGAAGGGGAAUAUUAUUUUUAUUUAUUUAGAGGCUAAACCGAAGCAUAGCCACUGCAACGUUAUAGCUCUAAGAGUCAGCUAACAUGAAUGCAAAGGAAACAUGGAAACAAAAAAUAUUGUUUUUGAAAUAGACAAAGAAAAUCUCCCAAGAGCAGUUAUUUAUAUGAACUACCUAAUAACAAGUGCUGCUUCUUUUCUUGAACAUAUGUAGAAGCUGCAGCCCUUGGUGAAGGGGAUGGUUUUACCAUUCCAUUCUGUAAAAGCAAUAUAAUUAUACCAUUAUCCAAGUUGAUUGUCUUAUCACUUCUAUUGAGUUGUAUUACACAGUAUCUUACCAAGAUGCCACAUUACUGCGAAAGUGGGUUCCACUCCUUGAGAAACCUCAUCGAUGGCAAAUUUGAAAUUCUUUCCCAUUGCAUCCAUCAGUCUCCUGAAGUAGGUUUGGGUACUCUACAUGCAGCGAAGUUGCUGUGAAUAAUUUUGAGUAUGGUAACCAGGUCUUGAUAGCUCGGUUUCCAAUAUAUAUAUGGAGCAGUGGACUAAAAAAUGCUGUAGCUUAUAUACUGUAGGUCUGUAAUAUGAGAAUGAAGAACAAGUAAAACCUUGAUGUCCAGCAGCUUAUAGUAUGCGUUGUCGUCGAUGAUGCAGUCAGGAGCAAUCAGGUUUUCAAGACGUUUGCUGUCCUUCUCGUUGAGGGAGGAGUAGAACUGCUGGAUCACAUCGGGUAGGGGCGAACCCCCGCGGCCACCAGUUGAAUUUGGCCCUAGUGUUGCUUGCGGCGCUUCUGAGGCCUUAGCUGUACUUGUAGUUUGAUGAAAGUGGGAGGAGAUUGGAAGGAAGCAGCCGUUAAGGCAGAAUUGAUCAUCAUUGUGUUGGUUGUUUGUCUGUCUGUUUGAUGACGGGAAGGAAUUGGCCCCUGUUAAAGACUAAUCUUCAGUAAACAUAGGCCCGCUUGGUUUGGUUUUUAAGGAGAGGAACCAGGAAUGGAUUGUCUUUUGCUUGCUUGCCUACCAAACGAAACGGUGGAAGAGGAUGCCAAUCUGCGCAUGGUAGUUUUGCUGUUGCUGGAAAAGGGGUAUCAGGCAAAGAUGCAGAACAGAGAUGGAUGCAUGGGUGAGAUAAGAAUCAGAAUCAUCAGCGCAGCUGGCUUUGCGACCCAGAAGCCAGAAAGGUCGCCUACGUGCUUGCUGAACUGUACUACUCUGUACAUAUUCUGAUAUGCAUGCAUACGUAGUACUACAAUACAAACGUGUUGCAUACAGUGUACUACGACAUACUAUAAACCCUCCUCUUUAUAAGUGACGUAUGGUAAAAGAUUGAGCUGGCUAAA